Messenger RNA from Mustela erminea (ermine), 2825 nucleotides. RefSeq names its product follicle stimulating hormone receptor (gene FSHR). The transcript is spliced from 8 exons. Gene Ontology annotation, biological process: male gonad development; follicle-stimulating hormone signaling pathway. The record is from RefSeq and is a predicted model, not a curated record. The coding region runs from base 581 to 2308 and encodes 575 amino acids. Gene Ontology annotation, cellular component: membrane. NCBI's taxonomy places the organism in Eukaryota, Metazoa, Chordata, Mammalia, Carnivora, Mustelidae. Gene Ontology annotation, molecular function: G protein-coupled receptor activity; follicle-stimulating hormone receptor activity.
CCUCAGUGAGCUGGCUGCUGCUUAUAAGCACACCUUCUCUGUAAAACUUCCUCCCUGCUCUGCCCUCCAGGCUUUCCCCUCAUCAAGAGCCUUUCUAGAGCUCUUCAGCUAAAUCCCAGGCCAACAGACAGUGCUUCUGCCUCAGCCAAUUUGAAUGCAUGCUGCCUGUGAGAUUUCCUAAGACACUCUCAGCUGCUGCAUUAAUACUGCAUGAGCCUUCCUCUGGAGGCCUAAUAAUAGCAUGUUUCAUCUGUGAGCCACUUUAUAAACAUUAAGUGAUUAAGCCACCCUCUAUCUUCUCAAGCUCUGGGCUUUGGCAUAGUGGACUUCACUCUCCACCAUCCUCAAGUUACUCCAGCUGGGAAAAAGAAAAAAGAAAAAAACAAAACAAAACAAACAAACAAACAAAAAACAAACAAACAAAAAACAAAACCUGAAAGAUCUUUCCUGGAUAUUUUACAUCAAGACAUGAAGACCAAAGGCCUUGCAGUAACAACCCCUACUUGGAGAGAUCUCACAGAAUGAAGUCUUGGAAGUGAUAGAGGCAAAUGUGUUCUCCAACCUGCCCAAAUUACAUGAAAUGUUAAUAUCCAACACGGGUAUUAAGCACUUGCCAGCUGUUCACAAGAUUCAAUCUCUCCAAAAGGUUCUACUAGACAUUCAAGAUAAUAUCAACAUCCACACAGUUGAAAGAAAUUCUUUCAUGGGACUGAGUUAUGAAAGUAUGAUUUUAUGGCUGAAUAAGAAUGGCAUUCAAGAAAUACACAACUGUGCAUUCAAUGGAACCCAACUAGAUGAGCUGAAUCUAAGUGAUAACAAUAAUUUGGAAGAAUUGCCUAACGAUGUUUUCCAUGGAGCCUCUGGACCAGUCAUUCUGUUUACAUUUUAUCCUUCUAGAGACAUUUCAAGAACCAGGAUCCAUUCCCUGCCCAGCUAUGGCUUAGAAAAUCUUAAGAAGCUGCGGGCCAGAUCAACAUACAACUUGAAAAAGCUUCCCAGUCUGGAUACGUUUGUUGCACUCAUGGAGGCCAGCCUCACCUACCCUAGCCACUGCUGCGCUUUUGCAAACUGGAGACAUCAAAUCUCUGAGCUUCACCCAAUUUGCAACAAAUCUAUUUUAAGGCAAGAAGUCGAGGAUAUGACUCAGGCUAGGGGUCAGAGAGUCUCUUUGGCAGAAGAUGAGGAAUCCAGUUACACCAAAGGAUUUGACAUGAUGUACAGCGAAUUUGACUAUGACUUAUGCAAGGAAGUGGUUGAUGUGACUUGUUCCCCUAAGCCAGAUGCAUUCAAUCCAUGUGAAGAUAUCAUGGGGUAUGAUAUUCUCAGAGUCCUGAUAUGGUUUAUUAGCAUCCUGGCCAUCACAGGGAACACCAUAGUGCUGAUGAUCCUGAUCACCAGCCAGUACAAACUCACAGUCCCCCGGUUCCUUAUGUGCAACCUGGCCUUUGCUGAUCUCUGCAUUGGAAUCUACUUGCUGCUCAUAGCCUCAGUUGAUAUCUACACCAAAAGCCAGUACCACAACUAUGCCAUCGACUGGCAGACAGGAGCAGGCUGUGAUGCUGCUGGCUUUUUCACAGUCUUUGCCAGUGAGCUCUCGGUCUACACUCUGACAGCCAUAACACUGGAAAGAUGGCACACCAUCACCCACGCCAUGCAGCUAGAAUGCAAAGUGCAGCUCCGCCAUGCUGCCAGUGUCAUGCUGCUAGGCUGGAUCUUUGCCUUUACAGUUGCUCUCUUUCCCAUCUUUGGCAUCAGCAGCUACAUGAAGGUAAGCAUCUGCCUGCCUAUGGAUAUUGACAGCCCCAUGUCACAGCUCUAUGUUAUGUCUCUCCUUGUGCUCAAUGUCCUCGCCUUUGUGGUCAUCUGUGGCUGCUAUGCUCACAUCUACUUCACAGUGAGAAACCCCAACAUCGUGUCCUCCUCUAGUGACACCAAGAUCGCCAAACGCAUGGCCAUGCUCAUCUUCACGGACUUCCUCUGCAUGGCACCCAUCUCCUUCUUUGCCAUCUCUGCCUCCCUCAAGGUGCCCCUCAUCACGGUGUCCAAGUCAAAGAUCCUCCUGGUCCUGUUCUACCCCAUCAACUCCUGCGCCAACCCCUUCCUCUAUGCCAUCUUCACUAAGAACUUCCGCAGGGAUUUCUUCAUUUUGCUGAGCAAGUUUGGCUGCUAUGAAACUCAAGCCCAGACUUACAGGACAGAAACUUUAUCCACUGCCCACAACUCCCACCUGAGAAGUGGCCACUAUCCUCCAGGUCUCAAAGUUACCAAUUACAUGCUUGGCCCUCGAAGCCACUUAGCCCAGAACUAAAAUAUUAUGAGCAAAUAUCUCAGUGUUGAGUGAUAAUUCAAGUCUCACCUUUGAAGUGCAUGCUAUGGCAUAGCUGACAGUACUUCUGCAUACUCCAGUCUAAUCUUCCUAGCACAGCUAGAAGGUGGAUUGCUUAGGAACUAUUACUCCAUAUGAUCAAUUAGGAAGCUCAAGUAGUAACAACAUUCAUAAUUAAAAUAAUACUACAUUUGUUUUAUCCUUUACAAUGUUCACAGUGCUUUCAUUCAGAUCUCAACUGAUCCCUAUAAAAGUUUUAUUAAAUGGGCAAAACAGGAAUUACUCUUGGAGUUUUAUAGACAAGUAAACCAAGACUCAAAGGAUUAAGUGACCUGUUCCAAAUGGCUUGGCAUGUCAGAGGCAGAACCAGGAUUAGGUGUUCUGGUUUCCAAAGAACUUCCAAGGGAAGCAGCACAAUAUUCAUUCACUCGUUUGACAAAUAUUCACUGAGUACCUAUGUGAUGGCUUUGUUAUGUGUCAACUUGAAUAGGCUGAACGU